Messenger RNA from Cyclopterus lumpus (lumpfish), 3307 nucleotides. Its product is annotated as inhibin beta B chain. Gene Ontology annotation, cellular component: extracellular region. The transcript has 2 exons. Gene Ontology annotation, biological process: BMP signaling pathway; SMAD protein signal transduction. The record is from RefSeq and is a predicted model, not a curated record. The coding region runs from base 132 to 1283 and encodes 383 amino acids. NCBI's taxonomy places the organism in Eukaryota, Metazoa, Chordata, Actinopteri, Perciformes, Cyclopteridae. Gene Ontology annotation, molecular function: cytokine activity; hormone activity; growth factor activity.
AUUCGCUCAACUCCCAUCUCCACGGUGUCCAGCUGCCAACAAGGACCUCUGACCACGUUUGAGAAACUUGUGAACAACUCAGAAAAGACGAUUUCAAGAUUUUGAUUUGCUUUUUUCUCGCACAUUUAGAAAUGCAUUUAUUUACUUUAGAGUCAAGGAUGACGCCGUCAUUUUUAUUCCCAGCGUUUCUUUUUGCGGCACCUUUGCUGUUGGAGGGUCUCUUGGUCAGUGGCUCCCCGGGCUGCGCGUCCUGUGGCUUGCCGACAAUGGAGAAAGGCGCAGAGGAAACACUGAUGAUAGAAAUCGUCAAGCAUCAACUUUUGGAAAAGCUGCACCUGAAAGAGAGACCAAACAUCACUCAGACGAUUCCCCGGGCAUCGCUCCUCACUGCGCUGCGCAAACUGCAUUCGGGGCGCGUCAGGCACGAUGGUACUCUUGAACUAGAGAACAGUAUACCCACCAAAGACCAAGGCUAUGAAAUAGUGAGCUUUGCGGAUUUAUAUGAGACUGAGAGUGGCGAUGCAGCCAGCCUCAGUCUAACCUUCCAGUUUCGGCAGGAACGUGGCCACAGUAUCCAGGUGCUCCAGUCUUCUCUGUGGAUCUACGUCCGCUCCUCUGAGGACCGUAAUCGAGACUCUCGCCUCGCUGCCCGCGUUUUUCUCUCUGCAGAAGGUGGGAUGUCCAGCUCUAACCGUACCCUGGUGAUAGAAAAGAUGCUGGAGGUCCAGGAGAGUAACUGGCACACUUUCCCCAUCACCCGCACCCUGCAGGCAUUCCUGGAUGGGGACCAGCACCAACUGCGUCUGGAAGUCAGCUGCGUUGAGGAUGGGAAGAACCUUUGCUCCCUUCAUGGCUCUGCUGACACCGCCAACCAGCCCUUCCUGGUGGCCCAAGUGCGUCUUCGGGACGACCACUCCAAGCACACGUUCAGGAAGCGCUCUUUGCAUUGCGGUGACGAUGUAAGUGUGUGCUGCAAGAGAGAAUUCUACAUCAAGUUCAAGGAUAUCCAGUGGAAUGACUGGAUCAUUGCACCUGAUGGCUACCAUAUGAACUACUGCAUGGGUCAGUGCCCCCAGCAUCUGUCUGGCUCCCCAGGCAUCGCAUCCUCGUUCCAUGCCACUGUCUUCAGCCAGCUGAAAGUCAACGGCAUUAACACGGCUGCAUCUUCAUGUUGUGUUGCCACAGAGCGCCGGCCACUCUCCAUAGUGUACUUCGACUCCCAGCACAGCAUUGUCAAAACAGACAUCCCUGAUAUGAUAGUGGAGUCCUGCGGAUGUACAUGAAGGACAAAGUAUAAAAGAGAUAGAUAACUUAGAUUUGCUUUAAUACAAGAAACUCAAAAGAUAUAAUCGGUUCUGUAGACGGACAGAAAGAUAACACAUGCAUAUUUUUGUAUGUCUAGUUUGGGACAACCAACUCUAUAUAUUUUGUUACUUAAUAGAAGGAACAACUUUGUUUUGUUCUAAAUUAGACACACAAGUGUAUUGAAAUAGAGGCAUUAUCAAGCCGUGUACACGCACCUAAACAAUGACUAUAAUGUCACAAGCAUUGUUAACAAAAAAAAAACUGCUUAAAAAGGGCUCAAGAAACACAAAGAGAUUAAUAUGGAGCUUUCUUUUUUUUAUGUUUUAAAAAUGCUUCUUUUUUUUAUUUUUCAUCAUGUAGGUUAUUUAUUUUGUAUUUCAUAAUUGCUGCUUGUAGCAGAACUGACCGCACUUCUAGCCUUUCAAAAAUAUUAGCUAUAAUAUUUUUUCAUUUAAUGGGCACAGUGUCCACACACAAUAUAACAUUUUGAAGCAAGGCUUUUAAAACAUUGAAAGAUAUCCUUGAUUUAAAUUGUGCCUUCUUCAUUAACUCAGGAUGACCAAGUGCAACUUCGACAUUGAGUAUCAAGUCAUCUUGGUCGAAAUACCAAAGAGAAUCCAUUGAGCUUUAUUCCUAAAGCAGUCUUUUUAUGUGGACACAAUGUUAAUAUUAUACUUUUAUUUGUAUUCUAUAACUGAUGCAUUUGACUAUCUUUUAUCCUUAAAUUACACCCAACAAAUACUUUCAUUGUAUUGUAAAGUUGCGGUGAAGCAGUUUUUAUGAUUGAACUGAAACAGUUUAAAGAGGUAUAAUCUGCCCUGAGUUCUGUCUGACCGCAGCCGAUGCUGCAUGCAGGUUGAAUUAUGUUUGAUCAGCAUCUUCACUGUAUUAUUUACACAGGUCGGCUAAUCAGUUGGGUAACUAUGUCUCUGACAGCAUAUGAACCCAAGGUUGUUUCUCAGCAGCGUGAGCAAACAUUUAGCUAUUGCUUCAGUUUCAGGUUAUGUGAAGGUCUUCUAGGCCGGUGGGUCAAUGAGCAUGGGGUGUUGCACGUCUGCAUUCAUAUCUCUCAAAGUCUAAAGUUUUCUGGGAUGAGGUCAAAUUAGAAGCUUUCCAACUAAAGGCAAUCUGGUAAUAAUUUUCUGGGAUUUGAACAUCUUCCUAUUAUCCCAAAUAGAACAAUUUAUAGUCCUGGCUGUAUAAUUUAUAAGCGAGUAACAAUGCCAUGACAAUAUCUGAAAAAAAUGACCAAGUAGAUAUUAAAAUAUGCCAGCAUCCAUAGUAAAAUAACUAAAGUACAAUGGGCUUGUCUCCUUCUCGCCGAUGUUUACACCAAACGGUGUGAAAGCUAAAUAUAUGUUCUGCUUUCUGCAUGAUGUUUCAGGGGGUUGUCCCACUGUGUUGGUAACCUGUAUUGUACCGCUAUGAUACACAGGAGAGAUUUCUAAGCAAUACUUUCUCUGUCGCCUCUAGAAGCUGCACUUGUCAUAUUUCUUCCAAACUAUGUAAAACAAGCUUAUUGUGUAUUAUUUUAUCUUGCAAGCACCCCCUGUCCUAUGACUCAAUGUGACAUUGAGGCGCCACCAUAACAUAAGUUAUUAAGCACUUUAUCAGCCUACUGUAUUUUUAGCGCAAAUUUUGCUUGGAGGUUCUACUACCAAUAACCCAGGUGGGCACUAACUCGAACAUGUAGAUAUGUAGGUCCACAGAAAGCAAAUGUCAAUCAUGUUAUUUUCUUAUGCCCUAGUUUGUUUUCUAUGCAUUGAAUUGCAUGUGUUUGCAGAGCACACAGAUUUCUGUAUACUGUAACUGGUGGAAAUGGAGCCAGGAAUUGCAUUUUGUGUCAAUUUAAAGUUGUAAUUAUUUUUAUUUUAUUUUUAUAUCAUGCUAUAUUUAAUGCAUAAUGAGUUAUUUGAAAUAGCAACUAAAUUCAAGAUGUCCCAAUGUGUCCCAAUGUGUUACAGUUCAAGUAUAUUUUUAAUAAAUACAUAUUUUAAAUCAA